Cyprinodon tularosa is the source of this 5076-nucleotide messenger RNA. It is a transcript of the gene suox, whose product is annotated as sulfite oxidase. The record is from RefSeq and is a predicted model, not a curated record. Bases 150 to 1886 code for a protein of 578 amino acids. Gene Ontology annotation, molecular function: molybdenum ion binding; oxidoreductase activity; heme binding. Gene Ontology annotation, cellular component: mitochondrion. The transcript is spliced from 4 exons. Lineage: Eukaryota; Metazoa; Chordata; Actinopteri; Cyprinodontiformes; Cyprinodontidae.
CCCUUAAACCUCUCUGUUUUUUCUAAGAGUUCUUGUUCCCAGUAGAUGUUUAUUAUUAGGUGCAAAGUAGAAUCAUUUAAGCUGGAGACCAUGAGCCGUUCUUUAAAGCAAAGAGUGUUUGCAUCUCUUCCCUGACCUUCAUCGACUGAAUGUUUCCCCAGGAAAUUGAUGCAAUGCUGCUUCUCAGACGCUGUCACAGCCUGACCCGACUUGGCUCUUUAGGCCCUCAAAGGUGUAAGGCAGCUUCUCCUCUUGCAUCCCUUGCCGCUCGUCUGUGCAGCAGCAGGAGGGAAGACCAAAGAUCCUCCCAGCAUGUCAACAACAGUGCCAGCUGGAAAACUGUAGUUGCUGGUCUGCUGACUGGUACUGGUGCUGUGCUGGCUUAUACUUUGCACCACCAAAAGGUUGAACGAGCAGAUGCUGGUUUACCCAGCGAAGCAAAAAGCUCCCCUCUUCCUGUCUUUAACUACGAUGAAGUCACAAAGCACCGCUCUCUGGAAGAUGGCAUAUGGGUCACUUAUAAAGGAGGUGUUUAUGACAUCACUGAGUUUGUGGCGAUGCACCCUGGUGGGAAUAAAAUCUUGCUAGCAGCAGGUGGUGCCCUUGAACCUUUUUGGGCCCUCUAUGCUGUUCAUGACCAGGAAUAUGUGCUGGAGAUCCUCUCGCAGUAUAAGGUUGGCGAGCUGAGUGUGGAGGACCAGAAGAAGCAGGAGAACACCAAGGCGUCAGACCCCUACGCCUCUGACCCUGAGCGCCACCCUGUGCUUCGAGUUAACUGCAAAAAGCCCUUCAAUGCCGAGCCUCCUUCAGAGAUCCUGACAGAAAGCUACAUCACUCCUCAUGUGUUUUUCUUCAAAAGAAACCGCCUUCCUGUUCCUCAGGUUGACACGGCUUCAUAUCGCCUCCAAGUGGAGGGCCUGUCAGGAGGAGAGCUCUCUCUGUCUUUAGAGGACUUGAAGACGCAAUUUCCCAAGCACACCGUUACCGCUGCAAUGCAGUGCGCAGGAAACCGCCGCAGCGAUAUGAAUAACAUAAAGGAGGUGCAAGGACUGAACUGGGGCGUAUCUGCCAUAGGGAACGCUAAAUGGGGCGGCGCAAGGCUCAGAGAUGUGCUCCUGGCUGCGGGGUUUGGGCCAGAAGUAGCCAAAUGGGCUCGCCAUGUCCACUUUGAAGGACUGGAUAAAGAUGUGACGGGGACAGCAUACGGUACCUCCAUCCCUAUCAGUAAGGCCAUCAGUGAGGAGGGCGAUGUGCUCUUGGCUUAUGAAAUGAACGGUGAGGAUCUUCCCCCUGAUCAUGGCUUCCCGUUGCGCGUCGUGGUACCGGGCGUAGUGGGAGCACGCAACGUGAAGUGGCUGGGGCGGAUUGUGAUCAGCGCAGAGGAAAGCGCCAGCCACUGUCAGCAGCACGACUAUAAAGGUUUUUCUCCUGGGACGGACUGGAGCAAGGUUGACCCUAAAUCCGCUCCGGCCAUCCAGGAGCUUCCCAUUCAGUCCGCCAUUACCGUCCCGGCAGACGGAGCUGUGAUCGACCGCAGCGAGGUAACGCUCACCGUUAAAGGCUAUGCAUGGAGCGGCGGCGGCAGAGAGGUGGUGCGUGUGGAUGUGUCCCUGGAUGGAGGGAACACAUGGCAGGUGGCCCAGCUGAGGAAUGGGGACGAAGGGGAGACUGCUGAGCCGUCACCUCCUCCUGGUCGAGCCUGGGCCUGGAAGCUGUGGGAGCUGACGGCUCCUCUCCCGCCACAGGCUGAGGAGCUAGAGAUUAUCUGCAAGGCGGUGGAUAACAGCUACAACGUGCAGCCAGACACCAUCCUGCCCAUCUGGAACUUGAGAGGCCUGUUGAACAAUGCCUGGCACAGAGUGAAGGUCAGAGUCAGAGAAGAUUAAUGGGAGGGACAGGUUCAGUGGUUCAGAUCCAUAACUGAGUCACCAUGAGGGAACUGUGUUUACAGAGUGACUCAGUGAUAAACAGGAAGAGGAAUCGCUGCGUAUAAAACAUUUAUGUGGUGUUUCCUAGAAUAUAACAGAAGAAACUGAAGCAUCUCAACCGUAUGGGAUGUAACACUGAUGUUCAGGUCUCUGAAGUCUGAACCAUCAGUUUAGAUUCUCUGCAACUAAAGGAAGGUUCCUGGAUAAAAGUAGCCUUGUUGGUUCAUGCACAUUUCUCUGAAGCUAUGUUUUAGAGUAUUUUUUUCUGCUUGUUUGAAGAAAGUAAUGGCAUCAGGCAACCUGUGGCCUGUGGAGUCCUUUUUAGGGAGAUGGUCCUUUUAAACAAAUAAAGCACAUAAUGAAAGAAUAAGGAAGAAAAAUAUCACUUGUAGAAAUUUAUUUGGGAGUUAUUUGCUGAUUUUGGAAAACGGUUAUUUACUAAUGCCUUUCUUUGUAAUUUAAAAUUUAUUGAUCUCACAUUGGAGAAAUUUACCUCUUCAUUUAACCCAUCCCCUUGAGGAGCAGUGGGCUGCCGUCGUGAGGCGCCUUGGGAGCAAAAACAAGGGGUUAAGGGUCUUGCUCAGAGACCCAGAGUGGCAGUCUGUGGGAGUGGGUUUCUCAGUACUCCAUGCCCUAUGCCCUAACUAGGCCGCCACUAAAUGCUUACCUCAUUUAUUCCUCAUUAUGACUCUUGUUCCCAAGAGAAGUUAUAUAGGAGCUAUAGGUUACAAACACCUGUUAUAGACACCAUAGAGAACUGUGAGAGCUACUGGUUUUAAAGUGUUUUAAAUAAACGGAAGAAAAAAAACAGUAAAUUGAUUAAUGGAAAAUUGGCUGAUUCUAGUCUUUAGUCUGAUUACUGGAUCUAAAGAAGUUUUAAUUUCAUAGUUUUAUAAUCUAUAGAGAACCUUUUUUUGUAAAUGAACACAAAAUCUGUAAACAAUUAGUUAAAUCUCUUAAAACAGGAAGGUUAUAGAGACAUUUGAUGUUAUUGGGAGAUGGAUUGUGACUUCUUGAAAAGCUUCAUAUCUUUUUUUUUCACAUCUUUUUUUUUCAGAAUUUUCUACUUUAGCUUGCACUUUGCGAUAUUCAUUUUAAUGAGAAUCAAGAAAUUAUGUGAAAAAACAAGUUGUAACCAGGUGAAAACAUUGAUCUCGGCCAUUGGAGCACAGCGCUGUCCUGCAAUAAAGCAGUGAUGGAAACGUCUCGAGCAGAAGGUCAUCCUAAAGGGUCGACUUUUGGAGACUCGACAAACCAAAACACUUUUAAAAGCUCCUUAUUGUAAUUCAGUCGCCCUGUAAUUCCCACACAGGCAGUUUGAGAAGACUGCUUGUUAAUAGUAUAACUUUAUAGACUAGGAUUGUAGCAUAUUCUAAUACAUAGACCACUUUUUGUAGGCUAAAUGCAGGUUGUUCUUUGAGCAACUGUCUGUCAUCAGAUUAGGCUUUCUUUAUGUGAGUCAGCAGUGCAGCAGCUGUGUCAGUGAGAGUGAGAGUUGCAUUAAAGCGGCGUCUCUGUUCCUCGAAGGACAAAACUGGAUAAGUCUGUCUACAAUAAUGUAUCCUAAACAUCUUCUCUGGCCUUAAAAUGUCCUAAAAAAAACUGGAACAUGUGGUGGGUGGACAGGAAGUUAAAAUAUAGAUCUUAAUUCAGAUUGUAGCUGCAUUCAAACACUCAUUCAUUUAACUCAAACACACUGACAGCAGUCCUAGCUAAUUGUAACUAAACCUACAUUUAGAAAAGAGCCUCUUGAAAUGUCAGCGUUUUUUUACUGACAAGGGGAAAAUAGAAAUAAAAAAUGAGCUGCUAAGAAAGCUGUUUUCUCUUCUUCUUCAAACAGUAGUAGAGCCCUCAUUUGUCCUGAUGUUUACUAAUUUCUCAAAUCAUCUGUCCUCACUAUGACAUAAACUGUGCUGUCCUUUUGCAUUUGGUUGUGUCCUCCCUUAAAUUAAUUGCAUCGUUUGAGGUUAUGGAAGCUAAAACACCUUUAAUGUGGGGCUGAAACAAUCAGAUGAAUCAAUUAUUUAACUAAUAACCAUCUAAAUAGGCUUAAUCUGUAACUGGAAAGAUUCUAGAAAAUGCAGGACAUGAAAGAACCCACAGAGCAAUAAUUAAACCAAAAAUAUCAAAUGUUUUGCUGUGUAAGACAAAAUCGAUUCUGUUCAAUUUCACCACAUUUCAUUAGACAAUAUUUGCAUAGCUUCAAAAUACCAGUAUUAUGAUAUUUCUUUAGAUGAUAUUGAUUUUAAAUGUAAUUCCUAAUUGACCUUAAAUGUAAAAAAAAAAUUUAUUAUAUAUAUAUUUACGGGAAAACCUCUUAUUUCAUUGUCUUAGUUUUAUAUAAUUCUGUAACCCUCAGCAGCUGGUUGGCAACAACAUCUUGUGAGGUUUUCCAGAGCUAAAUUAUAUUCUUUUAAAAAUUACAUAUUGUAUUAAUCCUAUGCAUGGUGAUACGGAUCAUAUCACCAAAUUCUCCUCAAUUCAAACACAUAAUUUUGCAUUUAAGACUUAAAAAUCUUGUCUAUGAAAAUAUUGUAUACAGAACUCUCCAGGAUUUGUAGUGUUAACCAAACUGAGUUUUUUUGGAAUAAAUGAGAUUGUAUCUAACACCUCUUUUUAAGAGGGUAGCUGGUUUUUAUGGAGCUGUAAAUAUUUAUAUAAUUUUUGUUAAAUCAUACGGUGUGUAACUGGUGUCCUGCUGAGUUGUCGUAUUCAGUGGCAUUUUAAAAUGCUCUCUGUGCAUUUUCAAUUCUAGUAUACUGGAAAUGAUGCAGACUUCUAAUUUUACUCACUCUUUCUGCUGAUUUGGUUGCUGCUUAGUGUGAACCCUGUCAAAGUGCCAGUGCAACACCGCACUUUUUGGAUUCACUCGUUUUGUCAUUACACCAACCGCAGAAAUGUACUGGGUGCAUUUUGUUUUUCACAAUAUCUCAAAGAGAAAAUGGAGUUAAUUUUUCCUUUUAUACACUGAUUUAUACAGGAAAUCCAGUUUAAGUUAUUCAUCUUUUUAUGCCCAACAAAACGUUAUUCCUCUGAGUACAUGUUUACAGUAAAAUGUCUGAAUUUUGUUAUUUAUGUCAUUACAAACUCCCAUGUCAUUUGUUUCUGUACAUCUGGAAAAAUAAUAAAUUGAAUUUUAAAACAUAAA